GAGGGACGCGGGAGGCGGUCCGAGCCCGCCCGGGCCCGGCCCCCGCCCCAAGCGCCGCCGCUGACGGUCGGAGAGGGCCGCGCCGCGGAAAUCGCGGCGGAGGGUGAGGGGCUGUCGCUUUAGCACGGCCCGCGCCCGCUCAGCGGCAGGACGGCAGCGACGGCCGCCGCGUUCCCGAGAUUCCAUGGCGGGGCCCGCGCCCCGGGGGCGCCUCUCGCCGUUGCUGCUGCUGCCGGUGCUGCUGAUGCCGUCGGUGCCCGCCGCUGCUUCCCCAGCCCCGGAGGGUCCGUCGUGCCAGGGCGCGUUCGACAUGUACUUCGUGCUGGACAAGUCUGGGAGUGUAGCACAGAACUGGCAUGAAAUAUUUGAUUUCGUAAAUCAGCUGACAGAAAGAUUUGUGAGCCCCAAGAUGAGAUUAUCAUUUAUCGUGUUUUCCACCCAGGCACACGUCAUUAUGCCAUUAACUGGAGACAGGGAGAGAAUCAAGAAAGGUCUUAAGGAUUUGGAGGAGGUAAAACCAGCAGGUGACACAUACAUACAUGAAGGUUUAAAACAGGCCAACAUGCAAAUUGCAAAGCAAGGAGCCUCAAGGUUUUCUAGUAUCAUCAUUGCACUGACAGAUGGCAAGCUAGAUGGUCUGAUUCCCUUGCAUGCAGAGAAAGAGGCAAAGAAAUCCAGAGAGCUGGGAGCUAGAGUUUACUGUGUUGGCGUCCUUGAUUUCAUACAAGAACAGCUUGAAAAGAUUGCUGACACAAAAGAGCAAGUCUUCCCUGUCACUGGAGGAUUCCAGGCACUCAAAGGGAUAAUCAAUUCUGUUUUGAAGCAGUCAUGCACUGAGAUUUUAUAUUUGGAGCCAUCCAGUGUCUGUGUAGGAGAGGAAUUUCAGGUUGUUCUUAGAGGAAGUGGCUUAACUCUUGGAGGCAAAACUGAUGGCAUUAGUUGUACCUAUCAAGUGAAUGGAACUACAAUUUAUGAAAGACCAAAAACUGUGGAAUCUGAUUUUUUGCUCUGCCCUGCACCAAUCCUGUACAAAAGUGGGCAAACUCUGGAAGUGUUGGUGAGUUUGAGUGAAGGGCAAUCUUUCAUGUCCAGCUCAUUAACAAUCACAGCUUCAGAGUGUUCUAGUGGAGUAGCAGCUCUUGUUGCUGUUCUUGUGUUGUUACUGUUAGUGGCACUCGCUCUGCUCUGGUGGUUCUGGCCCCUCUGCUGCAAAGUGGUCAUCAAAGAUCCCCCUCCGUCUCCACCAGCUCCCAGAGAGGAAGAAGAACAAGAGCCCUUGCCUACCAAGAAAUGGCCCACAGUAGAUGCUUCUUACUAUGGUGGACGAGGAGUUGGAGGAAUUAAAAGGAUGGAGGUUCGCUGGGGUGAUAAAGGAUCCACUGAAGAAGGGGCUAGAUUAGAAAAAGCAAAAAAUGCUGUGGUGAAACUCCCAGAAGAACCAGAAGAACCUUUUUAUCCAAAGCCACCUAGACCAAAGCCUACCUCACCAGCCAUUCAGGAGAAGUGGUAUACGCCAAUUAAGGGUCGACUCGAUGCACUGUGGGCACUGUUACGAAGACAGUAUGACAGAGUCUCUUUGAUGCGACCACAGCAAGGAGAUGAGGGCCGAUGUAUCAACUUCACCCGAGUUCAGUCUCAGUAGAGGAGGAGAAGAAGGUGUCUGGAGGAAAGAUGGCCACAUUGCCACUUUUCAACUGAGCAGAGAGAACUAAGCAUUUGCUCACCACAUUCCUUGGACCACCUUCAAGCCCAACCCAUAACACUUCCAUGUUCCCCAUGCAGGAGCUGGCAUCACUGUACAAGCUCCUGCACUUCACCCCAGCAUGUCGAUGCUCUGUGACUGGCAAGUGCCAAGCAAUGAAGCCUUGACUUGCAAUGCCCAUGCUUCUCCAGAACACACAAGGGAGGGAACACAGACACCAAGAUGAUCAUGUUUUUCUAGUUUUGGUAUUUUAUGUUUUUUUUCUUAAGGACUACAUAUUCUCAGGAUGCAAUGUGCUUUUAGCAAUGAUGCUGAGUUUCUCCAGUGCAGAGAAGGCACGUGGUAUUUAAACAGGGACUACUAGCUAAGGGCAGGGUUAAAACCUCCUACCAGGCUAAGCAAGAGCUGAGUGCCUCACAGCCAUGUCAGAUCACAAACCCUUGCGAGCGAGUCUCCAUCGCAUUGUGCCUUACAGGAACCUUCUGACUGGAAAUCUUGUCACUCUAACACUGAAAAGUGCACACGCAUGACAAAAGUAGACAGGGUGCCUCGAGGUAUUGGUAGCAAGCAAGACUUUGCCCUUUAGUUUUUGAAGACACCUUUCUUUCAUUAUGCACCCGGGACAGGGAGAAAAUUAAUAGAGCGUUAUUCCAUGGGAAGACAGCCUGUAACCAGGGAUCUUGAGCGCAGUUUGAGGGACUGAUGCUUCAAGACCUUGACACUGGGGCUGGUGGUUUUUCCCCCCUUUCCUGCAUUCACAGUUCAGUAGCGCAUAAAACAUCAUCAUCUAUAAACGUACCUAGCAGUCCUAGAGCUUAGCUGUUUUUAAUCUUUUCUUAGAUUAAAAAAAGCAGUAGCCACUAAACUGGUAUCUCAGGGUUCUCUCCCCACCCCCAAAUCUCCAAGGGCUCUUCAGCGACACAAGCCAGCAACUCUCUUUGCAUGAGAAUUUCAAAGUUUAAUUAAUAUAAUUAAAGGCAACAGCAAGCAGCAGCCUGUGAAGAUUUUGCUCAUCUUUUUUAUGCCUUUUGACAUUGAAUGACCUAUUACUGUAUGUGCAUUACUGGGUUUUCAAGGGGGCACUGAGCACUGGUUAGGAUUCAGCAGUGGAAAAAAGACCUUCUUCCAUCAAUGGAGAAAUUAAAUGUAGGGGAUGCCGGCUAUCAGAAACCAUUGACAAUGUAUGUAUUCUAAUUUUUUAGAAAAACCAGUGUCGUGUCACGUCGACGAUGCCAAAUUAUGUUAGAGUGAGCGGAAACACUGUGGGGGAGGAAGGAGGGAGCAGCUGAAGAAAAAGGCUCAAAUGAUCCAGUCACUUUCGAUACUGUACUUCAGAUGCAGAAUGGAUAUUCGAGUCGAAACCUGACAAAGCGCGCCCGCUUUGAUGGGAACUGGUAUAGACAAUGACCAGUGGCUGGGUCAGUGGGAUGUCUCUCUGUGAGCAGGGAGGCUUAUCAAAUGACACUAAAAAUAAGUUCAGCAACCGUCACGUUGGAGGGGAAAAGGCGAACAUUUCACAUUUGGUGGGCACAAAUGCACGCAAGAUGGAAAGAGCAAUGUGAAGCAUCGUGGUCUAAUUUUCUCCUUUGUGCUACUCUUUGGAAUUGCAAGGGACAGAAAUAAGUCUCUUGGUUGAUGUCCGAAUUUGUGGCACUGCUCAAAGAAGCCUUUACAUGUAUCCACUCGCUUACCUCUUUUGCUUGACUUUAUUUAUGUCACUGGUAGCCUCAUCAUCAACAGCCAUUUGUGCACAUAAGACUAUAAAUAAAAUUAUUAGCUAAGUUU
Pezoporus occidentalis (night parrot) is the source of this 3487-nucleotide messenger RNA. It is a transcript of the gene ANTXR2, whose product is annotated as ANTXR cell adhesion molecule 2. NCBI's taxonomy places the organism in Eukaryota, Metazoa, Chordata, Aves, Psittaciformes, Psittacidae. Bases 185 to 1642 code for a protein of 485 amino acids. The transcript has 17 exons. Gene Ontology annotation, molecular function: transmembrane signaling receptor activity. The record is from RefSeq and is a predicted model, not a curated record. Gene Ontology annotation, cellular component: plasma membrane; cell surface.